Molecule: messenger RNA, 378 nt
Organism: Seminavis robusta
Lineage: Eukaryota; Bacillariophyta; Bacillariophyceae; Naviculales; Naviculaceae
Source: the annotation of a GenBank genome assembly
AUGUCAACUUCAAUCUCUCUUCUAUGGAGGACCAGUCAGCAAGUGGCUUUGCGGCGGCCGGUGCCAUCGUUCCCCAGUACUGCCACUGUUCGCGGUAUGGCCACCAAGAAGCAAGGAGGAUCCUCCGGCAAUGGACGUGAUUCAGCUGGCCGACGACUUGGAAUCAAGCUGUAUCCAGGCAUGAAAGCCAAGGCCGGUUCGAUUGUGAUUCGACAGCGCGGCGCCAAGUUUCGUCCAGGUGAUAACGUAGGAAUGGGAAAAGAUCACACCAUUUUUGCGACACAGCCAGGAGUGGUCCAGUUCUCGCGACAUCCCUAUCACAAAAAGAAGAGGCAUAUUGUCAGCAUCUUGCAACAAGAGGAGCAAGCAAUGGCAUGA